AAUAGAUAGAAGGUUCGCUUACACCAAGAGAGACGUAAGAGGCCUUAUGGGAGAUCAGCCACUGCGAAAGUCAAUCAUCCUUCCUAAAUCUACUUUGGGCCUUUGUCUCUCUCUCGCUGUAGAAACUAAUGGUACGAUCUUCAGUGGGAAGUUGUUGGGAGACAAGGAAAAGAAAAAUGCCAAGAAGGUUGCGACAGUUUUUGCCAAGACUGUAGCAAGAUCAGCGGCACCCGUGCAAUGUGUUGAUUGUGAAUGUACAGCUGGAAAUACGGGUGUUUCUUUCAUGGAGUGCUACCUCUGUACCAUGCCUUCUUCUUUCAGAUAUAGUCCAGAAAUUUACGGGAUGGACGAAGAAGAUGAUCUGAGUACAAAUUUUUUCGACGCAUUCAGUUUUUAGAAUUUUGACAUCUACUUAUUGUGUCUCAUUCAUAAUAUUUAUAACUUCGUAACGUAAGUUUGUACAUUGCAAGAAUUUUUCAUUAAACAUUUUAUGAAUAAA
Leptinotarsa decemlineata (Colorado potato beetle) is the source of this 499-nucleotide messenger RNA. RefSeq lists its product as uncharacterized. The record is from RefSeq and is a predicted model, not a curated record. NCBI's taxonomy places the organism in Eukaryota, Metazoa, Arthropoda, Insecta, Coleoptera, Chrysomelidae.